GGGGGUCCCGGGAGUGGGGCGUCGAGAAGACAGGUCCGGAGCCGGAGGGGGGGAAGGGGGACACCAAGGGUCCAUAGCCUCUGCCAUAGGGGUGUUGGGGCCUGGAAGCUUGGGGUCUGCCAGGUGCUGGGUGUCUGCGACGAGGGUCGGGCUGGGACGGGUCGGAUUGGGUUGCCCCGGGCAGAGGCGUUUCUGAGCAGGCCAGCCAGCCAGUUGGGGUGACAUCACCGACCCCCUCCCCCGCGCGAACCCCCUUCCUUCCUCUCCCCGCCGCGCCUUUUGUCCGGGCCAGGCUCGGCUCAGCCCCGCCCCUCCCCGCCCAUCUGCGGAGGAGGAGACUCCCCGUCAGUGACUUCAUUGAGUAGAUUCUUGGAGAUUGGGCUUAGGUUCUCCCCAGAGAGGCGAGAGGAGCUCACUGCCUCUCAGGCCCUCACUAUCACACCUGUCACAGGUACACACGCUGCCACUCAACAAGCACAUACUGUCACUUCCAGCCUCACUGUCACACAGCCGUACAGCCACUCACAUUCAGCCAGACACUGCUGUACCUGAGAGCAGGUGGCCGCUGGACCCUCUCCCUCCACUCCGCACCUGGGGAUCAGGUCCAGCUCCUGCGGCACGGGACAGGCCUUGCUGGGCAAGGGCCUCUGAGAAUCUGAGGAGGUGGCUGCCAGAGCUACAGCGUCCCAAGCAGGCUCCGGUGGAGCGAUCAGAGAAACAAGGAGCCCAGCACCGGUCCAGUGGCUGUGAUGGGAAAAGAUUAUUACAAGAUUCUCGGAAUCCCGUCAGGGGCCAAUGAGGAUGAGAUCAAGAAAGCCUAUCGGAAGAUGGCCCUGAAAUACCACCCAGACAAGAACAAAGAACCCAAUGCUGAGGAGAAGUUUAAGGAGAUUGCUGAGGCCUAUGACGUGCUGAGUGACCCUAAGAAACGGAGCCUGUAUGACCAGUAUGGGGAGGAAGGCCUCAAGACCGGCGGUGGUACGUCAGGUGGUUCCGGUGGCUCCUUUCACUACACCUUUCAUGGGGACCCUCAUGCCACCUUUGCUUCCUUCUUUGGUGGCUCCAACCCCUUCGAUAUCUUCUUUGCCAGCAGCCGCUCCACUCGGCCCUUCAGUGGCUUUGACCCAGAUGACAUGGAUGUGGAUGAAGAUGAGGACCCAUUUGGUGCCUUUGGCCGCUUUGGCUUCAAUGGGCUGAGUAGGGGUCCAAGGCGAGCCCCAGAACAGCUGUACCCCCGGCGCAAGGUGCAGGACCCCCCUGUGGUGCAUGAGCUUCGGGUGUCCCUGGAGGAGAUCUACCAUGGCUCCACUAAGCGUAUGAAGAUCACAAGACGGCGCCUUAACCCUGAUGGGCGAACUGUGCGCACUGAGGACAAAAUCCUGCACAUCGUCAUCAAGCGUGGCUGGAAGGAAGGUACCAAGAUCACCUUCCCCAAAGAGGGUGAUGCCACACCUGACAACAUCCCAGCCGACAUUGUCUUCGUGCUCAAAGACAAGCCUCAUGCACACUUCCGCCGAGAUGGCACCAAUGUGCUCUACAGUGCGCUGAUCAGCCUCAAGGAGGCGCUGUGUGGCUGCACUGUGAACAUUCCCACCAUUGAUGGCCGAGUGAUCCCUUUGCCCUGCAAUGAUGUAAUCAAGCCAGGCACCGUGAAGAGACUCCGUGGAGAGGGCCUCCCCUUCCCCAAGGUGCCCACUCAGCGGGGAGACCUUAUUGUUGAGUUCAAAGUUCGAUUCCCAGACAGAUUAACACCACAGACCCGGCAGAUCCUUAAGCAGCACCUACCCUGCUCCUAGGCUCUGCCCCGGCCAGUCUGGAGCCUACCACAGCAAUACCCCCACACUCACCCCAUCUCAUGGGGACCUGGCUGGAUGUCCACUGGACACUGGCACUUUUCUAAAACGCAAACAAAAAAGUCACUGAUUUUCAGGAAAACGUUCCUGUCCCCAACCCCUUUCAGAGCUGGGCUGCUUUGGGGGAAUGGGAGGGAGGUGGGGAGAGCUAGCCCAGGCCAGGGGUCAAUUUUCUGUCACUAGCUUUGAAUCCAGUCCCCACUCCAGGGGCUGGAGAGUGACUUGAGUGCUACUUGAAGAUCUAGAGUCCUUGUCCAUGCCUGUAAAUAGCAUGUCCUCCUCCCCCCCUCAGCCUUGCUAACCCUUUCCUCUCCCUUCCCUUUGGCGUCCUCCUGUUUCUGGAGAACGAGGACAGAAAGGACCCCCCCCCCCCAGGUCUGUAGUGUCCAAGACUAACCCACAAGUAUUCAUGCACACGAAGCACUUGCCUGAAGUGGUCUGUGUCUCUCUGGGAGACAAGAGGAGAGGACAUAGGAAAGAGAGGUCGUUACCUAUGAACAAGGCCAUCCAUUGAGCACGAGACACUUUUUCAUUUGGGGCAGGGACGUGAGCCCCCACUCAGGAGCCUCCCCAACAGCUGCCCUGCCCUACAGCCACCAAGUUGGAAGGUCCGCUCCCCCGCUGCUCUGAGGAGUGUUCAAGGAUAGAGAAAAGAGGGGCUGAAGCAUUACAGCUAAGAGGUGGGGCAGGACCCAUCUCCCAGCCACUGUCAGGAAGGAAAGGGCUUUGGGGUCAGGUGGCAGCUACUCCCCCGCAAGAGAUUCAGGAUCAUAGGUUCCUCCCCACAUCUCUGAACUCAGGGUCUAGCCACCCCAAACUUCCAAACCCCACUUUUGUGAUAUGUGAAGCUACUUAUUUCUUACCUUUCUGGAGGCUGUGUCGGAGAUUUCCAGCCCCUCUCUACCUGUGUGAGCCCCACCUCACUCCCACAGUUGUAUAAAAGUCUAAUAGUGAAGGAGAUGGGAGAAGACUGCUUCAGCUGGUCCUGGGGUGGGGUCUUUAGGUUUUCUCACUUUGACAAGCCCCUGAAUGUUUUUAUAGUAGUUUUUUGUAUUUUUUUGUAAUGACAGUAUUAUGAAAAAAAAUAAAGUAUUUUAAAAAUAUGGCCUCUGAACAGGAGCAGGGCCCCCGGGGUGCAGGCAGGAAUGCAGGGGCACUGUGAGACUCCUUCAGAGCCCUGAUCACUCCCAGAAAAGCCAAACAACCUCAGUCUAAACGGGAGCCCACCUCUUCUUCCUGUAAGCUCUGACUUUUUGGAGUUCUGGAAUAUAUACCCCAAACAACAAAGCUAGAAGUCACAGCCCAGCUGUCUGUGGAGAAGAUGCCCUUGUCUGUAAGAAACAGAGCCUAUUCUCUUCAGAAGCUGUGUCAACAUGAGAGCUAACAGACUUGUCUGAACUUCUCUUUGAAUUAGAGACAUUGUAUUCCUUGGAGGGAAUGGAGGACUUUCUGACUGACGAGAACAGGCACACUCCCAAAGACAGUUUGGCCACCAAGUGGGCUGGAGAGAUAGCUCAGCAGCUAAGAGCACUUCCUGUUCUUACAGAGGAGCCACGUUCAGUUCCCAGGACACACAUCAAGUAGCUCACAGUAGCUCAGGGGAACCUGACAGCCCUGGUCUCCUCAGGAACCUGCAUUCAUUCACAUGCACAAUUAAUUAAAAAUAAUAAAACUAAUUUUUUUUAAAGUUUGGGUACAAAGAAUGUAGCUAGAGCAUGCUGGCAGGCCUGGCUGGGGAUCUGGGUUCUGCGAAGGGCACUAACCAGAGUUGCUACUCCUUGAAUCACACCAUUUUCUGAGGAUGUCUGUCCUGGUGCCUGACUUGCCUGUCCCUGCUAGACAACCCUGAAUCUCAGAGCCUGGUUAAUACUACAAAAAGGCCACUGCGCCUUUUCCCCUUGGGUCUGGGUAGGAACGAACCCUGUGGUUACAGGAAUGGCUACCUUCAAGUAUGCCAGUCACACUGCUAGAGAGAGGCCCAAGACAGUCUUGAGACCACUUCCCCGGUAGCACAAGGAUAGCUGCCUUCUGCUGGGCCUGGCCCCCCACAGGUGAACACUGGGCUUCUUGGGACCUUUCUGACCUUUCUUCAUCCUGUGCAGAAACACUGACAAAGGCUCCUGUCCUCCCACUUCUGUGGGAGGCUCUUCUACUACUCCCCAAACCAGGGGUUCUGGAUCACAAAGAUGUCUGCUAUGGCAGGGUGGACCCCACCCUGCAUAAAUCUACUUCAUUCUCUCCUUCACUGGGAAUUCUAAAGUGGUCUCACUUGAGGCUAAAUAUUAUCUUGUGUCUUCCCUGAGACCUAAAACUUGAGGAUCUGAAUGUCCUGGACCAGAAUUCUCCUUCCAGCCCUUCUGUGAACACACAGGACCUAAGAAAUUGUCCUGUCUUCAUAUCUUCACUGAACACACUCUCCUGGGACCACGGGACCCUGAGGUCCUAGAAAACAGGCUACCUGAGGCAAGAUAAGCUUCUGUUGAAAUGCAUAUCACACACACACACACUAGAUAGAGGAGAGGAAGGAGAGAGGAAGGGGGAAUGCAGGGUAGAACUUUAUGAAAA
This is a messenger RNA of Microtus ochrogaster (prairie vole), 4418 nucleotides long. RefSeq names its product DnaJ heat shock protein family (Hsp40) member B5 (gene Dnajb5). The record is from RefSeq and is a predicted model, not a curated record. Gene Ontology annotation, molecular function: protein-folding chaperone binding. Gene Ontology annotation, cellular component: cytosol. NCBI's taxonomy places the organism in Eukaryota, Metazoa, Chordata, Mammalia, Rodentia, Cricetidae.